Molecule: messenger RNA, 2134 nt
Organism: Rhinolophus ferrumequinum (greater horseshoe bat)
Lineage: Eukaryota; Metazoa; Chordata; Mammalia; Chiroptera; Rhinolophidae
Gene: COG6
Product: component of oligomeric golgi complex 6
Exons: 19
Coding region: 68-2041 (657 amino acids)
Biological process (GO): intra-Golgi vesicle-mediated transport
Cellular component (GO): COG complex
Source: RefSeq, a predicted model, not a curated record
ACAUGCGCAGUACUCGCGCUGUCCGGCCGCGGGGGCUGCAGCCCAGCUGGGGCCUGACCGGGGCGACAUGUCCUCGGGCAGCGGGGAAGUGGUCGCGGCGCCGGCGUCCGGGACUGCCGACGGCCACAGCAAUGGGGCAGGUGGGGCCUCGGCGCAGACCAACAACCCGCUGUCGCGGAAGCUGCACAAGAUUCUGGAGACGCGGCUCGACAAUGACAAGGAAAUGUUGGAAGCUCUCAAGGCACUUUCAGCCUUUUUUGUUGAAAAUAGUUUGCGGACUCGAAGAAAUUUACGUGGAGAUAUUGAACGCAGAAGUUUAGCCAUCAAUGAGGAAUUUGUAAGCAUUUUCAAGGAAGUGAAGGAAGAACUUGAAAGCAUAAAUGAAGAUGUUCAAACAAUGAGCAACUGUUGUCAAGACAUGACGAGUCGCCUACAGGCAGCAAAGGAACAGACUCAAGAUUUAAUAGUAAAAACCACUAAGCUUCAAGCUGAAAGUCAGAGAUUAGAAAUAAGAGCACAAGUGGCUGAUGCUUUCUUAUCGAAGUUCCAGCUGACUUCUGAUGAAAUGAGUCUUCUCCGGGGUACAAGAGAAGGACCCAUUACUGAGGAUUUUUUCAAGGCAUUGGGGAGAGUAAAACAGAUUCAUAACGACGUCAAAGUUCUCUUGCGCACAAACCAACAAACAGCAGGUUUAGAAAUUAUGGAACAGAUGGCCUUGCUUCAAGAAACAGCUUAUGAAAGACUUUAUCGAUGGGCUCAGAGUGAAUGCAGAGCAUUGACGCAAGAAUCAUGUGACAUAUCUCCAGUGUUAACCCAAGCAGUGGAAGCCCUGCAGGACAGACCUGUCUUAUACAAGUAUACCUUAGAUGAAUUUGGAACAGCCAGAAGAAGCACGGUUGUCCGUGGAUUUAUUGAUGCGCUUACAAGAGGGGGCCCAGGGGGUACGCCGAGACCCAUCGAAAUGCACUCCCACGACCCCCUGAGAUAUGUAGGAGAUAUGUUGGCUUGGCUCCAUCAAGCUACUGCUUCUGAAAAGGAACACCUGGAAGCUCUCCUCAAGCAUGUAACCACACAAGGUGUUGAAGAAAAUAUUCAAGAAGUUGUUGGGCAUAUCACUGAGGGUGUGUGCAGGCCUCUAAAGGUUCGAAUUGAACAAGUAAUAGUUGCUGAACCUGGGGCAGUUUUAUUAUAUAAAAUUUCUAACCUCCUUAAAUUUUACCAUCAUACAAUUAGUGGCAUUGUUGGAAAUAGUGCAGCUACGUUGUUGACCACCAUUGAAGAAAUGCAUUUGCUUAGCAAAAAAAUAUUCUUCAAUAGCCUGAGUCUUCAUGCGAGUAAAUUAAUGGACAAGGUUGAACUUCCACCACCUGACCUGGGACCAAGUUCUGCAUUAAAUCAGACACUCACGUUGUUGCGUGAAGUUUUGGCGUCUCACGAUUCUUCAGUUGUACCGUUAGAUGCCCGUCAAGCUGAUUUUGUGCAGGUUUUAUCGUGUGUCUUGGAUCCUCUCCUCCAGAUGUGUACUGUCUCAGCCAGCAAUUUAGGCACAGCUGACAUGGCCACUUUCAUGGUCAACUCCCUCUAUAUGAUGAAGACAACAUUAGCUCUGUUUGAAUUUACUGACAGACGUCUGGAAAUGCUGCAGUUUCAGGUCGAAGCACACUUGGACACUCUUAUAAAUGAGCAAGCUUCUUAUGUUUUAACUAGAGCAGGCUUGAGUUAUAUCUAUAACACUGUACAGCAACAUAAACCUGAACAGGGUUCUUUAGCUAAUCUGCCCAACCUAGAUUCUGUGGCACUGAAGGCUGCAAUGGUUCAGUUUGAUCGUUAUCUGUCAGCCCCAGACAACCUGUUAAUGCCACAGCUGAACUUCCUUCUAAGUGCCACAGUGAAAGAGCAGAUCAUUAAGCAGUCUACAGAACUAGUCUGCAGGGCCUAUGAUGAAGUGCAUGCCGCCGUGAUGAAUCCGGUCAAUGGGUACAAAGAUCCAGAGAGUAUCCUACACCGAUCGCCUCAGCAAGUGCAGACGCUUCUCUCCUGAGGAUGUUAUCGCAUGUGUUAGCAAAAUAUUGCAUCCACCAAACGCUGACGGUUUUCUUGGUUUUCAGUUUGUUAAUCUUUACUUUAAAAUGUG